CUGGUUUAGGGAAUCAGAAGUCGCCUAACAUUCGAACAGUCAACAUCAAAAUCGAUCGCACGAUUUAAGAGAUACAUUUUUUUAUUUUGUGUUGAGAGAGAAAAAAACUAUCUAAAAAUACACCAUGUCAUUUAUUGCACGUCAAUACAAAUUUGAAACAAGCACAAUGUUCGCCGAACGCAAUCGGUUCGCGCCCAUUCGCAACUUAAAGAAGUUACUGAAGCCCCUUCUGCGGGUGAUCAAGAAAAAGCAGUAUCUGAGGAAGAGCGUGGGUGAAAUCCAGGAGAACGACUGCAACACUUCACUGGAAGAUAUGCGAAAAGACCAAUCAGCCUUGGAGGCAAACGAUGACAAUGCCGCUAAUGAGGCUCUGGAACAGCGUAUCAUUGCCGAAGUCCAGGAGUGCUCGGACGAUGCAGCUAUCUAUGUCUAUCAGGGAGGUCGUCGAUUUGUGGUUCCUGUGCAUCGUGAACAGAAAUUCAUCCCAGUCCACUUUGCCCGCACCAACACUGGAACUUUCUUUUGGACCUCCAUGGAUCUGGAAAACCAGAAGCAGCAGUUGAGAAAUCCAUCACCCCUCGAUCGUUGGGUUCAAGCUUAGAAGAAAUUAACAACAAAAUUCCAGCAGCAGCAGCAACGUGAAAAAGUGAUCGCAUCAACUCCGAAGGAUUCCAGCUUUAAGAAACUGUAGCAGUUUAGUAGCAGCAACAAGUGUGUGUUUGUUCGCAUAUCCUAUGGAUAUGGAGAAUUAAUCCAGGACUUCCAUAAUAAGUGAUAUUAGGUUUAACUUAGGAUUUUAGGGAAAAACAAAAA
Molecule: messenger RNA, 813 nt
Organism: Eupeodes corollae
Lineage: Eukaryota; Metazoa; Arthropoda; Insecta; Diptera; Syrphidae
Gene: Tom
Product: enhancer of split malpha protein
Exons: 1
Coding region: 125-601 (158 amino acids)
Biological process (GO): sensory organ development; Notch signaling pathway
Source: RefSeq, a predicted model, not a curated record